Messenger RNA from Carica papaya (papaya), 2579 nucleotides. RefSeq names its product Transducin/WD40 repeat-like superfamily protein (gene APC4). Lineage: Eukaryota; Viridiplantae; Streptophyta; Magnoliopsida; Brassicales; Caricaceae. Gene Ontology annotation, cellular component: anaphase-promoting complex; nuclear periphery. Gene Ontology annotation, molecular function: protein binding. Gene Ontology annotation, biological process: protein K11-linked ubiquitination; anaphase-promoting complex-dependent catabolic process. The record is from RefSeq and is a predicted model, not a curated record.
CCUACACUAGCAAGUGCCAGAGCCAGCUGCUCCUCCUACUUGCUGUCUUCUCUUUCUUCUUCCUCAGAAAUUAACUAUAAUUGCUUCAGUUCUUUAGCCAUGGAAACUGACGAGGAUCAGCGCGUAAUUCCAUUCCAGCUACAGUUCGACAAACCUAUCCCCUCUCAGAUUAAAAUUGCGGAAUGGAAUCCAGAGAAGGAUUUACUUGCAAUGGUCACAGAGGACUCCAAGAUUUUGCUGCAUCGAUUCAAUUGGCAGCGGUUGUGGACGAUUUCUCUUGGGAAGAGUAUUACAUCCUUAUGCUGGCGUCCCGAUGGUAAAGCAAUAGCUGUCGGGCUCGAGGAUGGAACUGUUUCUUUACAUGAUGUUGAAAAUGGAAAGUUGUUAAGAAGCCUGAAACCCCAUGCUGUAGCUGUUCUGUGUCUUAACUGGGAGGAGGAUGGGCAACUUAAUAGAGAUGAAUUUAGUAACUUUUCUGCAUAUGAAGACCGUACUUCUCGUUUCUUUCCUCCUGCUCCCAGAGCUCCACAGAUGCCUGGACUUGUUUCUGGAGAUUCCAGCUUCAUGGAUGAUAGCGAAGAUUCAUUUCAAGAGUUGUCAAACUCUUCACACCAGCGGUUUAACAUUCUAUGUAGUGGAGACAAAGAUGGAGGCAUAUGUUUUAGUAUAUUUGGAAUAUUUCAGAUCGGGAAAAUUAACAUACAUGAGCUUUCUGUUCCUGGUUCCUCUGUGGACAAGCAAGCCACUCAUCGACUUCUGAAUGCUUCAAUUAACAAGGUUGCUUUAUCAAAAGACCUUUGUCGUUUAAUAAUCAUGUGCACAGGAGAACUUGAGGGGAAUGGGCAGGGUAUGCAUGGUUUGCACUGCCUGGUACUCAAUACUUCCAUAUUUUGUAAGAGAAAAAAUGAACUCCAUCAAGUGGCCCAACAAGCUUCUAACAUCCAGGACUUAACUGAGGUUACCCAAGCUUCAUUAUCAGUUAUGUCUAAGCAGUGGUCAGAUGCCAUGAAAAUUUUUCAUGAUAAGUUCGAUUCACUAUCUACUUUGAUCAUUGACCAUGGGCUAGACUCAUCACCCCAAGAGGAGUUUCUGAGCCUUUUAGGUGGUGCUCGAACCAGUCCACCAGUUCAUCAAUUUUUAGUCAACUCUCUCGGUGAAGCAGGCAUGAAGCGGGUCUCAAAGGUUGUUUGUGGUGCUGGAAAAGAACUUCAAAAUAUUGUCCUCAAUCAUCUCCAGCCUGCUGCAGAAAUUAUUGGAUUCAGGAUAGGGGAACUUAGAGGUCUUUCAAGAUGGCGUGCACGUUAUCAGGGUAUUGGUUUGGAUGAGACACUUAUGAGUGAUGCAACUGAAAAAUCUGGCAUGCUACUAAUACAAGUUGAACGGUUUAUGAGGAUUCUAUCUUCUGUGGUGCAGCAGUUUUCAAAUUUUUUUAAUUGGCUGCUCAAAUGCAUAAAGCUACUUAUGCAAGAACCCAGUGAUCAGCUUCUACCAUACAACAGCGAACUUGUUGUUAUAUUCUUGAAGUUUUUAUAUGAUCAAGAUCCUGUAAGGCAGUUACUGGACCUAUCUGAAGCUGAUUAUGAUAUUGAAAUUGACUUAGAAACCAUGCAAAGGGUUAGGGAAUUAGCUCUAUUUGGAGGAUUUUCAGAUUCCGAGUUUCUCCGGAGGACUUUAGCCAAGGAAUUUCAACAGGUGGAGAGUAGUUUCAAGGACGCAUUCCUGGUGCCAUUUGCAACAAUAUCUCGGAAGAUAGUUUGUGAGGAUUUACGGCCACUCUUCCCUGUUCCAUCAUCGACAAUAUCCACAUCUAUCAACAUUCCCGUGUCAGUGUCUUACUAUGAGGAUACAACCCGAGCUGAUUCUUCUUGUCAAAGUUGUCAGAGUGGCUUGAUUGAUUAUGUAUCUUUCCAGAUAUCAGAAGAUUCUUGUCGAGAUGUUGCUAACUGCAUAAGCAUUGCGAGGGGAUAUAUGCAAAAUUCUAGCAAUGUUAAAAAAGGCUAUACUUCAUUUGAAGCUGUAUUAUUAUCUAUACCUGAUGGUUACCAUUGUGUUGAUUUGUCUCUAUAUAAGGAGAAUCAAAUUGUUCUCCUAUUGAAUGGAGCAACUAUACCUUCUGAAAGUUCUGGAGAGGCUUAUUUGAUGAUUGUGCAAACUAGUGACCUUCCAUUUGUAUCAAUUGCAAGAUCCUGUUAUCUGGAUUGUUGGACGUUGGAUCAUCUAAAGGACUCCAUUUUUCAUCUUCAAAUGGAAAAUGAAAAGGUCCGCAGGAUUUCCCACUCGGCCGUCUCUCCAUUGGCAGUCAGUGCAUCCAGGGGUGUUGCUUGUGUUUUUGCUGCAAGAAAGCGGGCCCUCGUCUACAUUUUAGAGGAAGACGAGGAUGAAGUUUCAGGUAGCGAAUAAGCAUCUUUCUUGAACUUUGCACAUUUUCACUGACAGUGCAGAGGAUAAGGUAUCUUGUAUUAUUGGAUUUGAUCUUUUUGGUACUUUGUUGUAGCGGUAACAUAAUUUCAAACAAAUAUAAAUCUAAUUUAUUAUUGUCAACCAUAAAAACAACAAAAAAGGGAAAAAUAUGUAAUUUU